Lachancea mirantina is the source of this 2232-nucleotide messenger RNA. Lineage: Eukaryota; Fungi; Ascomycota; Saccharomycetes; Saccharomycetales; Saccharomycetaceae. The record is from the annotation of a GenBank genome assembly.
AUGAACCUCCAGUCACAUCUGCUGCGCAGCGCACAGCAGCUGUGCUCCAGACGCAUCCUCAAGCUAGUGCUGCCGCUCGUGAUCGUGCUCACGGUUGCGGCUGUCGUCGUGCAAAGCUCGCACGGCGUGCAGGAUUCUCGACUCGCUAAGAUGCUGCCCAGCUACCAGGACUGGGUCGCCGAGCACAAGGGCCCCUCCCGGUCGCACAUCGACAGUGUCCGUGUCACUCCCGUGGACGGCAUCAAAGUUUCGCCGCUCGAGCUCAUCCCCGAGUUCGACCAGGACAUGGAAAACCGCAGACGUGCGUCCUGGAACUUUUUGGGCCGCAACCGCCAGUACCGCAAGUUCAACGAGCUCGACAAGACCUCCCAGUGCUACUUCUACUUCCGCAACCUCUACAACAUGAACUCCAAGUGGGGCAACGAUUUCCAGCGCUGGGCGUUCGCCCUCAACGAAAACGUCGACCACGCUGACGCCAUCAAGGACUCUGACGGCGUCACGCUUUCCAGUCAGGACUCUAUCAACUUCCAUAAGCGCAUCAACAACGUCGCGCUCUCCAUGGAACGGAUGCGUGUCUACGACACCUGUUUUGCUCAGGACAAUUCCGUCGAUUUCGCCGCCAUCUUCGACACUCCCGAAAAGUCCGGAACGGACUCCAACGCGGCUGACGCCGACAUCUUGGCCUCCGCGCUCGACCCAAAUCGCGAAUACGACUCGGAAAACUCUAAACGUAACACCCGUAUCUAUCGCCGUUUCGACCAAUGGGACCUCGAACAUCGUAUGUGGCCCAUCAUCCGGUACUUCACCGCAGCCAACUUCUCAGGCGUCAUGCCCAAGUUCACGGGCUCGGGCGGCCAACUCGAUGGCGGAAUCUUGCCCAUCAUGCAUACCGGCGGUCGCGAAGUCCACCAACACGUCAAGUACACCUACGACCCACGCAAAUCGUUCUUACAGAACUGGAACGCCAUGAGCUCGCUCGUGGCAAACCGCGGUAUCGUAUUGAGUUUCGGUGACGGCCAAAAAGAAAUGGCUUCCAAAUUGAUUGCGACCCUCAGAUACAUGGGUAACGAGUUACCCAUCCAGGUCGUCACUAAAGGUGACAUUGCCGACGAAACCGUCAGAGAUUUGCUCAAAAUUGCACAGGCCGACAAAUUGGAGUAUCCAACUGUACAGUAUGACCACGGGAAAGACGUUCCGCAACAGUUGUGGUUCGUCGACGUUUCUCCCACUUUGGAUCCCGGUGUGAUCAACGAAUUUUCCCAUUUCAAAAAUAAGUGGCUGGCCGCACUUUUCAACACUUUUGAAGAAUACGCUUUCAUCGAUAUCGAUGCCAUCACCUACGUUGAUUUUGAAGAAUAUUUCAACUCCAUCGAAUACCACCGCACCGGUACCGUUUUCUUCAAAGACAGACACUUAACCAACGGUGUCAGCGACAAAUGUGCUGCUUUGUUUUCAACCAUGUACCCGCAUUUCUUGGAGUCUAAGUAUUUUGGUCAUUACGCCAUGGUCAACGAGGAAUACGUUGAAGAACAAUGUUCCAAGUUUUUGACUACAGAAGAGAAGAUUUUCUCGAGUUUCUUCAUCGACCGUAAUCAACACCAAAUGGAAUCUGGUCUGGUCGUGGUGGAUAAAAACGCUCACAUGAUACCGCUCAUGAUGGCUACACUUUUGAACAUGGCCAAGAAAAGUAGUAGCUGCGGCUACGGAGAUAAAGAAUACUUUUGGCUCGGAUUCUUGGUGUCAGGACACGAUUACGCCUUCAACAGUGUCCCAGCCGGUGCGAUUGGAGACGUUAGCAAAAUCAAAGAGGUGAACAGGGACCUCCAAGAGGAAAAAUACGAAAUAUGCAAUGUCGUUCUCGCACACAUGACAGAUGACAACAGAUUACUUUGGGCCAAUGGCGGUUCGCACUAUUGUAAAUUCAACGCUGCAGAAGACGACUUCAAACCGGAUUCCUUUUGGUCCAAGAGAGUGAAAAGUGUCGAUGAGCUAAGAGGUAUUUUCGAAGGUGUCAUUGAUGCUAGAACCGGUAUCAUCGCUGCCGAAAAGGAUAACAGCUGGGGCCAUCUUGAAGGUUGCCGAGGCUAUAUCUGGUGUGCAAGAUACGAAAAACACAUCAAACCUUACACAUUUGACAAAGUGGUGGAAAAGGGUAAAAUGAUCAAAUUUGACCCCGAGUUGGUUAAACGCUACAAUGCCAUCAACAACGUGUGGGCAGCUAAUUAUUUGUAA